Messenger RNA from Solanum stenotomum, 1031 nucleotides. Its product is annotated as cytosolic sulfotransferase 12-like. Gene Ontology annotation, cellular component: cytoplasm. Bases 24 to 1031 code for a protein of 335 amino acids. Gene Ontology annotation, molecular function: sulfotransferase activity. Lineage: Eukaryota; Viridiplantae; Streptophyta; Magnoliopsida; Solanales; Solanaceae. Gene Ontology annotation, biological process: sulfation. The record is from RefSeq and is a predicted model, not a curated record. The transcript has a single exon.
GGAAACACACAAUCCUCAAAACCAUGAUAACAUCUCAAACCUCUUCACCACCUCCUCCCAAAUAUUUACAAGAGGAUGGUGUAAGUGAAGAUUGUAAGAAAUUGCUCUCUAUCCUACCAAAAGAAAAAGGAUGGAUAGGAUCGUAUAUAUAUAAUUAUCAAGGCUUUUGGACAUCACCAAGAUUAAUCCAAGGUGUGAUUGCAUGUCAGCAACAAUUUCAAGCUCAAAAUAGUGAUAUCAUUCUUGUUACGACUCCAAAAUCAGGAACCACUUGGUUAAAAGCACUUUUAUUUUCUCUAGUGAAUCGAAAAAAGUAUCCUAUUUUUGAACAAAAUCACCCGUUACUUGUCAAGAACCCUCAUGAUCUUGUUCCAUUCUUGGAACUUAAACUCUAUGUUGAUGGUCAAGUCCCUGAUUUUUCAUCCUUCACUACACCUAGAAUCAUGUCAACUCAUUUGCCUUAUGAUUCAUUGCCAAAAUCAGUCCAAGAUUCAAGAACCAAACUUGUUUACUUAUGUAGGAAUCCGAGGGACACUUUUAUUUCAAUGUGGCAUUUCACAAACAAUUUAAGACUUGACUACAUAGAUACCAAUUCCAUUGAAGAAAUGUUUGAUCACUUUUGCAAAGGUGUGAGCCUUUAUGGUCCGUUUUGGAAUCAUGUGUUGGAUUAUUGGGGGAAAAGCAUAGAAAAGCCUAAGAAAGUAAUUUUCUUGAUGUAUGAAGAAAUUAAAGAGAAACCGAAAUUUCAGCUUAAACGUUUAGCUGAAUUCUUGGAAUUUCCAUUUUCUAUAGAGGAAGAAAAUUGUGGAGUGGUGGAUGAAAUAUUAAGAAUGUGUAGCUUUGAAAAUUUGAGCAAUUUGGAUGUGAAUAUAAAUGGAAAAUUGUCAACCGGAGAGGAAACUAAAAUGUUCUUUCGUAGAGGGGAAGUUGGUGAUUGGAAGCAUUAUUUUACUUUAGAGAUGAGUGAGAAACUCAAUCAUAUAAUUAAACAAAAGUUUCAUGGAUCUGGAUUAAUUUUUUUCUAUAUUUGA